Molecule: messenger RNA, 639 nt
Organism: Phytophthora nicotianae INRA-310
Lineage: Eukaryota; Oomycota; Peronosporomycetes; Peronosporales; Peronosporaceae
Exons: 1
Coding region: 225-536 (103 amino acids)
Source: RefSeq, a predicted model, not a curated record
CGCGCAAGUGGCCCACUCAUACAGACCCGUACGCUUCCUUCAAGUUUAUAGGUUACAGUUCGGGUAGUGGCAGCACCCGACGUCCUUGUUCUGUCGUGAUGACGACCCGGCCGUGCACCUUCUUGACUGGCGUGCCUUGAAACGCACCAACUUGAGCAACUUCUUCACCAAAUUGCUUCUUCUCUGCGCCGACUCGAUCUCGUUAUCACAGAGCUGCAGCGUUAAUGCGAGCACCGGUGCCUGUUCCUCCACGGUGUCGUUCGUUCAUUCCGCGCACCACCACUGCUGACUCGCCGUCCACGGUGAUGCCCUCCGUUCGUACUUCAUCUGUUUUCGUUGACACCCGCCGUGGUGGCAUUGUGUGCGCUUCGGCGUCGCCCACCAUCAACGUCGUGAUGGGUUCGGCCCACGCUGUCUACCAUCACGCUCGCGUCCUACACGUCAACGGCCGAUGCCAUACCUAUCAGGUCAUCCACAGUGUAAUGGGCUCACUGUGUGCCCACUACUUCUGCUUACACGCUAGCGCACGUGUAUGAGGAAGCGUAGUUUGCUUAAACUUAGAUUAACUAUACUUACGUCUCGUAAGUAUAGAUUUACUUAAAUAAGAAAGCAAAAGCCGAUUUACCGUAAAAUUGAGAA